AGGCGAGGCGGGGAGGUAUCCUUCGGUGGGGGCGACCGACUCGCCAUGCGCAGCGCGGGCGGCCCGGCCAGGUGAGCCAGGUGAGCUGCCGGCUGCUGGACUCCUGGGAGGAGGAGGAGGAUGGCCCCGGAGCGCAGCGGGGUGGCUUCUUCUUGGGCGCCGGCGGCAGCAGGCAAAGACAAAGACUCUUCUGCAGCUCUGUAUAAGAAGAGAGGCGGACUUGCUGCCCUGAGCAAAAGGAGGUUUUAGCACAAAGUUUAUGCGGACCAAAGAAUCGCCAGAUGGAUUACAGGUGGCCAUCAAGCACGUUGCGAGGAACAAAGUGGCCGAGUGGGCACAGCUGCCAAACGGGAAAGUGGCACCGCUGGAGGUGGUCUUGACGAGUCUUGUGUGUUCAGGCAACGGCCACCGUGGCAUCAUCCAGCUCUUGGACUGGUACGAAACGGCGGAAGGCUUCUUUUUGGUGCUGGAGAGACCUGAACAUUGCCAGGAUCUCUUUGAUUAUGUGACUGAGCAGGGGCCUCUGUCGGAAAAGCUUUCCCGGCACUUCUUCCGCCAAGUGGUGGAAGCCGUCAGCCACUGCCACGGCCACAGGGUGGUUCAUCGGGAUAUCAAGGAUGAAAACAUCUUGGUGGACGUCCGCACCGGCAGCCUCAAGCUGAUCGACUUUGGGUCGGGGGCUUUGCUGAGAGAUUCUGUUUACACGGAGUUUGAUGGGACUCGGGUCUACAGCCCUCCAGAAUGGGUGGUGUCCCAGCAGUAUCGCGCUGUUCCGGCAGCCGUCUGGUCGUUGGGAGUCCUGCUGUAUGACCUGGUGUGCGGAGACAUCCCCUUUGAGCGAGACGAGGAGAUCGUGGCGGCCCGUGUGCAGUUCCACGUGCCUCUCUCUGCUGACUGCCACGACCUCAUCCGAUGGUGCUUAUCUCCAGAUCCCUCCGAUCGGCCCACUUUGGAACAGGUGCUUCUACAUCCGUGGUUGAAACUGGACCCGCUCCUCCAGCCUGAGGAGAUGCUGGCCCCAGCCCCUCCUCGGAGCACUGCUUCCAACAGCAGCGGCUGACAGGGCCGGACCUUUCCUUUGGGGAAUGGUGGUGCUCAUAGUACCAAAGGGACCUCAAGACAGCCAGGUUUUGGUCACUGGCUGGUGAAGAGUUAACCUGGUUAUACAGGUUUCUUACUAACUGCACUGGUGGGCAAGAAGGAACUAGAGCUGGCAAUAAACUGAGUAAUCCAUGCUCAAAGUCCCUUCCCUGUUCAAAUGACGUUUGAUUUCUGGCCUCCUCAGGCCCCAGACAUCUCUAGGCAUGUAAAUACUUGUGUAUUAAUAUUUGACAGUCCCUGCAGCUGUUGUGGGGGGGAAAAGUCUGGGGUGAAUUUCUACCUCUGCCCCACAGUUUUAUCCUGUGGGGUCAACCAGCAAGCAAAAUCCCUGUGCAUAGGUUUGGUUUACAGUUGUAUGGCUUUUUAAAUAUUUGUUGACAUAUUUGUACAGAGAAAUUCUAUCCUCCCAGCCAAAUCUGUAUAGAGAUCUAUUUAAUUAAAAAGAUUACUUUGUG
Molecule: messenger RNA, 1556 nt
Organism: Sphaerodactylus townsendi
Lineage: Eukaryota; Metazoa; Chordata; Lepidosauria; Squamata; Sphaerodactylidae
Gene: PIM2
Product: Pim-2 proto-oncogene, serine/threonine kinase
Exons: 6
Coding region: 260-1060 (266 amino acids)
Biological process (GO): negative regulation of apoptotic process; protein autophosphorylation; regulation of mitotic cell cycle
Cellular component (GO): cytoplasm
Molecular function (GO): protein serine/threonine kinase activity; ATP binding
Source: RefSeq, a predicted model, not a curated record